Messenger RNA from Mugil cephalus (flathead mullet), 3812 nucleotides. It is a transcript of the gene dhx16, whose product is annotated as DEAH (Asp-Glu-Ala-His) box polypeptide 16. The coding region runs from base 303 to 3464 and encodes 1053 amino acids. The transcript is spliced from 21 exons. Gene Ontology annotation, molecular function: ATP binding; RNA binding. NCBI's taxonomy places the organism in Eukaryota, Metazoa, Chordata, Actinopteri, Mugiliformes, Mugilidae. The record is from RefSeq and is a predicted model, not a curated record. Gene Ontology annotation, cellular component: catalytic step 2 spliceosome; intracellular anatomical structure.
GGGAAGUGGGCGCUGCAACCUUUGACGCAGCCUUUAGUCUUCUUCGCUCCUUUUUCUGUGACAGCGUGCGUAAAGCUAAGAUAGAAAAGCUAAGCUAGCAAAACAACAGUCACUCCUGGAGUUUACCUGUGGCCGUGAAAGUGAUGUUUUAGGAGCUAUGAGGCGGAUAAGUCCUUUUUAUUGUCCUCUGGGUGUCCUCAGUGCGGACUAGUGACCUAACGUCUCACCGGAGUUAGCUAAGUUGCUAACUCACAGGCUGCUACUUCUGUCGUAAAUACAACGUUUGGAAAAGCGCAGGGACCAUGGCCAAUCUGGAGCAGUGGGUGAGCGACCGCCUCCACGACAUCCUCGGCCUCAGCGACCGAUACGUGUCUCAGUUCAUGAUCGGCACCGCCCGCAAAGCGUCCUGUCCCGAGGACUUUGUGAGUCGCCUGGAGCAGACCGGGACGAUCGACAUCGACCCGACCGUGACGGCCUUCGCCAAGGAGCUCUUUGAAAAGAUUCCUCGCAAGCAGGUUGUGGAGAAGCCGUCCCGAGAGUUAGAGCGACAGGCCAUCGAAAUGGACAGGAAGAAUCGGACGUACACGCUGCUGGAGGACAGCGAGAGCGAAGAAGACGCCGCGAGGGAGAAGCAGAAAGGGAAGAAGAAAAGCAAAGACAGAGGAAACAAGAGGAAGCACAUCAGACAGAAGAAAGGCAGCGAGUCGUCUAGUGAGGAGGAAGCACCUAAAAAGGGCAGCUCAAACCAACGGGACGUCAGGUCCGUGAAGAAGGAAGAUGAUGAGGAGGAGGAAGAGUGGGAGAAGGAGGAGAGGGAGCGACUGCAGGACAUCGAGGAGAGGGACGCGUUCGCUCUGAGAGUGAGGGAGAAGGACAAGGACAAGACCCGAAACAUCGCGGAGAGGACGGACAAGAAGGCUUACGAGGAAGCUCAGAAACGUCUGAAGAUGGCUGAAGACGACCAGAAGAACAUGCUGCCGGAGCUGAGGAAGCGUUCUCGCUGGGACUAUCUGAAGAAGAGGGAGGCGGAGAAGCUGGAGGACCUGGAGGCGGAGAUCAUCGACGAGGAGUAUCUCUUCAGCACCGACGACAUGACGGAGAGGGAGAAGAAGGAGCUGGAGUACAAGCGCACCCUCCGAGACCUGGCCAAGGAUUACAAGAAGGCUGGAGCCAAGGAGCAGGAGGAGAGGAAGAACAGAUACUACAUGCCGGAGGAGAAGAGAAGCAAGGAGCUACCACAGAGGGACCUGGAGCUGGAGGAGACGCCCAUGGAGCUGGGGGGGGAGCAGGGCCGCUGGGAGGAGGAGAGGCUGAAGACGGCCUCCCUCAGCUUCGGGGCCAAGAGGGAGCGAGAGCUGGGGAUGAGGAAGGAGCAGGAGAAGUACGAGCUGAUCCUGGAGGAGGACGAGAUGAUCGACUUCGUCAGCACGGCCAUCACCAUGAAGGGAACCCGCGCAGACAAGGAACAGGAGGCGGCGUCUCUGUCGCAGGCGGAGAUGAAGAAACUGUCCAUGCAGGAGGUCCGACGCAGCCUCCCCAUCUUCCCCUACAGAGAAGACCUGUUGGCCGCCAUCAGCGAGCACCAGAUCCUGGUCAUCGAGGGGGAGACGGGCUCCGGAAAGACCACCCAGAUCCCCCAGUACCUCCUGGAGAACGGCUACACCAAAGGAGGCAUGAAGAUCGGGUGCACGCAGCCCCGCAGGGUGGCGGCCAUGUCGGUGGCAGCCAGAGUGGCAGAGGAAAUGAGCGUGAAGCUGGGCAACGAGGUGGGCUACAGCAUUCGGUUCGAGGACUGCACGUCGGAGAGGACGGUGCUGAAGUACAUGACGGACGGCAUGCUGCUCCGGGAGUUCCUGACCGAGCCCGACCUGGCCAGCUACAGUGUGAUCAUCAUAGACGAAGCCCACGAGCGGACGCUGCACACAGACAUCCUGUUCGGCCUCAUCAAGGACAUCGCCCGGUUCAGAGCCGACCUGAAGGUUCUGGUGGCGAGUGCCACUCUGGACACCGAGCGCUUCUCCAGCUUCUUCGACGACGCGCCCGUCUUCAGGAUCCCCGGGCGGAGGUUCCCCGUGGACAUUUUCUACACUAAAGCUCCGGAGGCCGACUACCUGGAAGCUUGCGUGGUGUCGGUGCUGCAGAUCCACGUCACUCAAUCUCCCGGAGACGUCCUCGUCUUCCUCACUGGACAGGAGGAGAUCGAGGCGUGCUGCGAGCUCCUCCAGGAGCGCUGCAGGAGGCUCGGGUCUAAGAUCGCCGAGCUGCUCGUCCUCCCCAUCUACGCCAACCUGCCCUCCGACAUGCAGGCGAAGAUCUUCAAUCCCACGCCGCCGGGAGCCCGGAAGGUGGUGGUGGCCACCAACAUAGCAGAGACCUCGCUCACCAUCGACGGCAUCAUCUACGUCAUCGACCCGGGCUUCUGCAAACAGAAGAGCUACAACGCCCGCACCGGCAUGGAGUCGCUCAUCGUCACGCCCUGCUCACGGGCCUCGGCCAAUCAGAGAGCCGGCCGAGCAGGUAGAGUGGCUGCUGGGAAAUGUUUCCGCCUCUACACGGCCUGGGCCUUCAAACACGAGAUGGAGGAGACGACCGUACCGGAGAUCCAGAGGACCAACCUGGGAAAUGUAGUCCUGCUGCUGAAGAGCCUCGGUAUUAACGACCUGAUCCACUUCGACUUCAUGGACCCGCCUCCUCAUGAGACUCUGGUGCUGGCUCUGGAGCAGCUCUACGCCCUGGGAGCUCUCAACCACCUGGGGGAGCUCACCAAGCUGGGUCGCAGGAUGGCCGAGUUACCGGUGGAUCCCAUGCUGAGCAAGAUGAUCCUGGCCUCGGAGCAGUACAAAUGCUCGGAGGAGGUGCUGACGAUCGCGGCCAUGCUGUCUGUGAACAACUCCAUCUUCUACCGGCCCAAAGACAAGGUGGUGCACGCGGACAACGCCAGGAUGAACUUCGUGGUGCCGGGCGGAGAUCACCUGGUGCUGCUCAACGUCUACACACAGUGGGUGGAGAGCGGCUUCUCCACACAGUGGUGCUACGAGAACUUCAUCCAGUUCCGCUCCAUGAGACGAGCUCGGGACGUCCGGGACCAGCUGGAGGGUCUGAUGGACCGCAUCGAGGUGGAGGUGGUGAGCUCCGACGGAGACAGCGUCCCCAUCCGUAAGGCGGUGACGGCGGGAUAUUUCUACCACACGGCGCGACUCAGCAAAGGAGGCUACAAGACGGUGAAGCACCAGCAGACGGUCUACGUCCACCCCAACAGCUCCCUGUUCGAGGAGCAGCCGCGCUGGCUCAUCUACCACGAGCUGGUCUUCACCACCAAGGAGUUCAUGAGACAGGUGAUUGAGAUCGAGAGCGGCUGGCUGCUGGAGGUGGCCCCCCACUACUACAAGAGCAAAGAGCUGGAGGACAGCAGCAGCAAGAAGAUGCCCCGCAAGCAGGGCAAAACAAAGGAGGAGCUGGGCUGAGGAGCAGCUCAGGGCUCACGGGACCGAUGCCAAGAGCAAAACACGGGAGAAACCUUUAAGGAGUGGAAGCAUUGUGUUGUGUUGAGUUUGAAAUGUGCAGAGUUCAGACUGACUGGUCGGUUUAAUCGUAAACCGGCCGUGACGAAGACGAGCGAGGGCUCGGACUCACCGGGUGGGUUCGCCUGUCGCCUCCGAACGCACACCAGCCUGUUUGCUGACCGAAAUAAAGAGACUUGAAGACAGAGGCUUUGUUAAAGCGUUCAGCACCAAACUGGAAGACUCACUCUGACUCUCUAUCCUUAGUUUUCUUUUCUUUUUUUACGACAAUAAACGUUUGCAGCCUCUUGA